AUGAGUAUCUCAGAAAAAAUGCUUAUAACUUUUUCGUUUCAAAAAAUAUCAUCUUACUCUCAGACUUUUGGAAUACUUAACAAGCAUUUAUUAAGUGAUGACAUUAAAUUUAAUGAUGUAGUUGCAUGGGAUGAUAAAAGCUUAGAAAGAUUCUCAUAAAAUCAGAAUAAACCUAAUUUUUUACUAUAAAAUUAAUAUUAACUCAAAGAUUAUUGCUAACCUAUUGAACUUUGUUAAUAAAACUAGACAUGUAUUAAUAGCUUUAACAACUAUCUAUUAUAGUAAAAUUACAUGGAUGACAACAUUUAAUAUAAAAAAGCACAAUUUGCAAGCUGGUCGAGCUCGAUGUAUAUAGAUUGGGGUGAUCUUGCAUCAGCAUAAAAAGAAUAUUUAAUUAAAAUGAAUUUACAAUAAACAUUUUGGUAAUCUUAUGUAAUAAAUUAAAAGUAUGAUUUUAUUUAAUCUGUAAGGAUAUACACUGCAAGACAAUCAGAUGGAUUAUAUUAUCAAAUACUUUCAGAGAAUUACUUAUUGGUAUUUAGUCUAUCUUAAAAUACUUAUUACGGAGGACCUUUUGCUUGUGUGAAGCGUAACGGACGCUAUCCUGAAUAUGCUUUCACAAGUACUGAUUAGUUCUAUGGAUUUCUAUAUUAAAAUUAAAAUCUUAAAAUUUGUGGAAACAGCACAUCUCCUUGCUCUUGUCCUUACUUUAAUUAAAAAAGACUUUUACCUCUUGAUUGGAGAUGCAGACCUUGGUAUUAGGAAGCGAAUGAUACUUUCUAUAUUUAAUUUUCUUAGCCAUACAUUGACUUUGGAAUGAAAACAGUAGCAUCUACUUCAACAUUUAAAAUAGUUAAAUCAUAGAAAAAUACUUAUUCAAUACAAGAUGAACUAAAUUAUUAGUAAGAUGCUGUUUAGGCGAUGGAUUUAAACCUAUAAAACAUCUAAACUAGAUUUUUGUAAAAUUUCGAAGAUGACGAAUAUUCUUAUUUAGUAUCAACUAAUCCAAGCAAAAAUUCAACAGAUUACACUCCGUUAAUUAUGGCUCAUCCUAGUAUGAAUAUUA
Molecule: messenger RNA, 1066 nt
Organism: Tetrahymena thermophila SB210
Lineage: Eukaryota; Ciliophora; Oligohymenophorea; Hymenostomatida; Tetrahymenidae
Exons: 5
Source: RefSeq, a predicted model, not a curated record